AUGGUUUCGGAUACUAAAUUUCCCGAACUUCAAUGUAAUAUUGAAGUAUAUAAUACGCCGUUUAGCAUACCAAUUCCACAUAAUUCCAAUCAUACAAAUUCCAAUGAAUAUUCAAAGGCUUUAAUUGUUAAAAAUAAUUUAGAACCUGAAUGCGCAAAAUUUGAUGAAAACUUUAAUAAAAAAAUUAAUGGAGAGAUUGAUUUAAAUAAAUUAUUAAUUAUGUUAAAGGAUGUAUCGUAUGAUUAUGAAUAUUUGGAUCAUCCAGCGGAUGUUAUACUCUUGGGACAGGGAAAAUCAAUUAAGGAAGCGUUAGAAUCCAUUUCCAUUUCUUUGUUUAAUUACAUUUCAGAUUUAUCAUACGUCGAACCCAAACAUCUGAAAACUUUAGAAAUUACCGGAAAAGGAUUAAUUAAACUUUUAUAUCACUUUCUAGACGAAUGCUUAUAUUUAUACAGCAGUGAAUAUUUCAUUGCCAAAUAUGUUCUAAUCGAUGAUAUCAAGAGUAAAAUCAUCGAGAACGGAGAUAUAAUCAACGGGAACAAAGAUAUAAUCAAUGGGAACAAAGAUAUAAUCAAUGGGAACGGAGAUAUAAUCAACGGGAAAGAAAUUGAUGAUAAUGUGGAGAAUGAAUAUGUUAUAAGAGUAAUAGUGUUGGGAGAUUAUUAUAACAAAAAUAAGCAUAAGUGUGGAACUGAAAUAAAGGCAAUAACUAUGCAUCAUCUGAGCUUUAAAUUAUGGACUGAAGAUCGAGUCUACGAAUUCAAAGAUAUGGACCCAAAUAAUGAAUUUUUAACAGAGUUAAAUGAUUCUAAAAUUAUAAAAUGCAAAGCAUUUGCACUGGUUGAUAUAUAA
Messenger RNA from Theileria parva strain Muguga, 852 nucleotides. RefSeq names its product Archease protein family (MTH1598/TM1083) family protein (gene ZBTB8OS). NCBI's taxonomy places the organism in Eukaryota, Apicomplexa, Aconoidasida, Piroplasmida, Theileriidae. Bases 1 to 852 code for a protein of 283 amino acids. Gene Ontology annotation, cellular component: tRNA-splicing ligase complex. Gene Ontology annotation, biological process: tRNA splicing, via endonucleolytic cleavage and ligation. The transcript has a single exon. The record is from RefSeq and is a predicted model, not a curated record.